Molecule: messenger RNA, 885 nt
Organism: Solanum tuberosum (potato)
Lineage: Eukaryota; Viridiplantae; Streptophyta; Magnoliopsida; Solanales; Solanaceae
Product: NADH dehydrogenase [ubiquinone] iron-sulfur protein 3-like
Cellular component (GO): respiratory chain complex I
Molecular function (GO): NADH dehydrogenase (ubiquinone) activity
Source: RefSeq, a predicted model, not a curated record
AUGUCUCCCCGUAGAGCUAACGCCAGGAAUGUGAAUGCUAGGAAUGCAAACGCAGCUCCUCCAGUCCCAGAUCAAGAAGUCUCGAAUGCAGAGUUCAGGAACACCAUCCAAAUGUUGGCUCAGAGUGUGGCCAACCAGAUUAAUCAGCGGGCUCUAGUUCUAGUAAAUGCUAAUGUUGGGUCAGCUGCAGCCAGAGAUCAGGAAGAUUCUCCUGAUGUAGUCACUGAUCUAGGGGUUACUCUUUCCUUUGUUACUCCUUAUAUAGCAGUUAAGGUUGAUGUUAGUCCAAAAAUUCUCUCAGAGCCUUUCUCAGUCUAUUCUCCAGUCAGUGACCCAGUUAUAGCUAGACGGACUUUACCCAAGAAAUGGGUCAACAAAAAGGAAAGAUCGGAACAUGGGAAUAAAUCUGAUACCAAUAUGGAUUACCUAUUUCAAUUGUUGUGCUUUAUGAAAUUACAUACCUAUACAAGGGUUCAAGUUUCGGUCGAUAUUUGUGGAGUUGAUUAUCCCUCUCGGAAACAAAGAUUUGAAGUGGAUAAUUUACUGAGUAUUUGGUAUAACUCAUGCAUUCGUGUACAAACCAGUGUAGACAAAGUAACACGAAUAUCUCCGGUAGUCAGUCUAUUUCCAUCAGCCGGCCGAUGGGAGCGAGAAGUUUGGGACAUGUUUGGUGUUUCUUCCAUCAAUCAUCCGGAUCUAUGCCGUAUAUCAACAAAUUAUGGCUUCGAGGGUCAUCCAUUACGAAAAGACCUUUUUUUGAGUGGAUAUGUCGAAGUACACUAUGAUGAUCCAGAGAAACGUGUUGUUUCUGUACCCAUUGAGAUCCCACAAGAAUUUUGCUAUUUCAAUUUUGCUAGACCUUGGGAACAACGUAGUGAUGGAUAA